This is a messenger RNA of Durio zibethinus, 3794 nucleotides long. RefSeq lists its product as uncharacterized. Gene Ontology annotation, biological process: protein import into nucleus. Gene Ontology annotation, molecular function: small GTPase binding. The record is from RefSeq and is a predicted model, not a curated record. Lineage: Eukaryota; Viridiplantae; Streptophyta; Magnoliopsida; Malvales; Malvaceae.
AACUACGUCAAUUUUAUGCGUUUAAAAUUCUCCGCUCGUAAACCCUCAAUUUCCUUUUCGUUCUCUCUGCCCUCCUUACAUUAGGAGGCGCCGUGUAACCCCUCCUCCAAAAAAAAACUACCUCCAAAUUCUCUUUCUUCAGAAAACCUAAAAUCCUGAAACUCACCAUGGCCACCGAUCCAACUCAGCUCCAACUCGCCCAUAUCUUGGGCCCUGACCCGACCCACUUCGAAACCCUCAUCUCCCACCUCAUGUCUUCCUCCAACGACCAACGUUCACAAGCUGAGUCGCUUUUCCACCUCGCUAAAGAAACUCAACCUGACUCACUAUCACUUGCGCUCUGCCGAGUCCUAUCUUCAUCCCUUCGUCCUGAACUCCGCGCCCUGGCCGCCGUUCUCCUCCGUAAAAUCUUAACUCCCGCCCCUGAUUACUCAAUUCUCUUUUCACAACUAGCUGAAACCACACGUGACAGCAUCAAAUCUGCACUUUUAUCCUCUCUCCAAACCGAACAAUCGAAAACUAACGUUAAAAAACUCUGCGAUACCAUUUCCGAACUUGCUUCUUCGGUCGCUUGUAUUGGAGGCUGGCCGGAAUUAUUAUCUUUUCUGUUCCAAUGUGUGAAUUCUACGAAUUCGAAUCUUGAAGAAUCGGCUCUUUUCAUCUUAUCUCGAUUAGCUCAGAACAGUGGAGAAAUAACCGAAACCCUAAUCCCUCAUUCAAACACUCUCCAUUCCGUUUUCUUCAGAUGUUUAUCCAAUCCUUCUAGUUGCGAUGUUCAGAUAGCAGCUUUAAACGCUUCAGUGAGUUUUAUUCAGUGUCUUUCAAACGCUAAAGAUCGCGACGUUUUCCAAGAUUUAUUGCCAUAUAUGAUGCAGACCUUGACGGAGGCGUUGAACUCUGGAUUAGAAGCCACGGCUCAGGAGGCUUUGGAAUUGCUAAUUGAAUUAGCCGGGACUGAGCCAAGGUUUUUAAGGAGGCAAAUAAUGGAAGUAGUCGGAUCAAUGUUACAAAUUGCAGAGGCGGAUAGUUUAGAAGAAGGGACACGUCAUUUAGCAGUUGAAUUUGUUAUCACCUUAACAGAGUCAAGAGAGAGGGCUCCGGGGAUGAUGAGAAAAUUACCGCAGUUUAUAAGAAGUUUAUUUGGGGUGUUAAUGAAUAUGUUGGUGGAUAUUGAGGAUGAACCAGAUUGGUAUGAUGUAGAGAAUGAGGAUGAGAAUGUUGGGGAAACAAGUAAUUAUGGAGUUGGUCAAGAGUGUUUGGAUAGAUUAUCAAUUUCUUUAGGAGGUAAUACGGUUCUUCCGGUAGCUUCAGAGUUGUUUCCAGUAUUUCUUGCUGCUGGGGAGUGGCAGAAACGGCAUGCUGCUCUUAUUGCGCUUGCUCAGAUUGCUGAGGGUUGUUCCAAGGUUAUGAUAAAAAAUCUAGAACAGGUAGUGUCAAUGGUUUUGAAUUCAUUUCAGGAUGCCCAUUCUCGAGUUCGAUGGGCAGCUAUUAAUGCCAUUGGUCAGUUGUCUACGGACUUGGGCCCGGAGUUGCAGACUCAAUAUCAUUACAGAGUGUUGCCUGCAUUAGCUGGAGCCAUGGACGACUUUCAAAAUCCUCGUGUGCAGGCCCAUGCUGCUUCAGCUGUCCUUAAUUUCAGUGAAAAUUGUACCCCGGACAUCCUAACUCCAUAUCUGGAUGGGAUUGUGAGCAAACUUCUUGUACUCCUUCAGAAUGGGAAGCAAAUGGUGCAGGAGGGUGCUUUGACAGCUUUGGCAUCAGUUGCUGAUUCAUCUCAGGAGCAAUUCCAGAAAUAUUAUGAUGCUGUGAUGCCUUACUUGAAAGCUAUCUUGGUUAAUGCAAAUGAUAAAUCAAAUCGCAUGCUUCGUGCCAGAGCUAUGGAAUGCAUUAGUCUGGUUGGCAUGGCUGUUGGAAAGGGCAAAUUUAGGGAUGAUGCUAAACAGGUUAUGGAAGUCUUAAUGUCAUUGCAAGGAUCCCAAAUGGAGUCGGAUGAUCCAACAACAAGCUACAUGUUACAGGCUUGGGCCAGACUUUGCAAGUGCCUUGGACAGGAUUUUCUUCCUUACAUGAGUGUUGUCAUGCCUCCUUUGCUUCAAUCUGCUCAGCUUAAGCCUGAUGUAACAAUCACAUCUACAGAUUCUGAUGAUGAUAUUUAUGACGAUGAUGAAAGCAUUGAGACGAUUACUCUCGGUGAUAAAAGGAUAGGGAUCAAAACUAGUGUCUUGGAAGAAAAAGCUACAGCUUGCAACAUGUUAUGUUGUUAUGCUGAUGAGUUGAAGGAAGGAUUCUUUCCUUGGAUUGAUCAGGUUGCUACUACUUUAGUUCCCCUUCUAAAAUUUUAUUUUCAUGAAGAAGUUAGGAAGGCAGCUGUUUCAGCCAUGCCGGAGCUAUUACAUUCAGCUAAAUUAGCUGUUGAGAAAGGGCAAUCUCAAGGUCGAAAUGAAACAUAUAUAAAACAGUUGACUGAUUACAUAAUACCAACUCUAGUGGAGGCUUUACACAAGGAGCCUGAGGUAGAAAUUUGUGGGAGCAUGUUGGAUUCAUUGAAUGAAUGCAUACAGAUUUCUGGACCGUUUCUUGAUGAGGGCCAAGUACGGUGCAUUGUUGAUGAGAUUAAACAGGUGAUCAUAGCUAGCUCAGCUAGAAAACGAGAAAGAGCAGAGAGGGCUAAAGCAGAGGACUUUGAUGCAGAAGAAAGAGAAAUGCUUGAGGAGGAAAAUGAGCAGGAAGAAGAAGUUUUUGGUCAAGUUGGUGAUUUGUUGGGCACUUUGAUAAAAACAUUCAAGUCAUCCUUCUUGCCUUUCUUCCAGGAGCUUACAUCUUAUGUAACCCCUAUGUGGGGUAAGGAUAAAACAGCAGAAGAAAGGAGAAUUGCCAUCUGUAUAUUUGAUGAUGUUGCAGAGCACUGUCGUGAGGCAGCUCUUAAGUACUAUGACACGUAUCUUCCUUUCCUAUUAGAGGCGUGCAAUGAUGAAAAUCCUGAUGUUUGCCAGGCAGCUGUAUAUGGGGUUGGUGUGUGUGCUGAGUUUGGUGGAUCUGUGUUCAAACCUCUUGUUCGAGAGGCCCUCUCCAGGCUGGAUGCUGUUAUUAGACAUCCUAAUGCAUUGCAUCCAGACAAUGUUAUGGUUUAUGACAAUGCCGUUUCAGCUCUUGGAAAAAUAUGCCAAUUUCAUCGGGAUAGCAUAGAUGCUGCUCAGAUUAUCCCUGCUUGGUUGAGUUGCUUGCCGAUAAAAGGUGAUCUGAUUGAGGCGAAGUUUGUUCAUGACCAGCUUUGUUCAAUGGUUGAAAGGUCAGAUCAGGAACUCUUAGGGCCCAACAAUCAGUAUCUUCCCAAGAUAGUUGCUGUUUUUGCAGAGGUUUUAUGUGCCGGUAAAGAUCUGGCGACAGAGCAAACUGCUAGUAGAAUGAUUAAUCUGUUAAGGCAUCUCCAGCAAUCAUUACCUGCGUCUACACUAGCAUCAACCUGGUCAUCCUUGCAGCCACAGCAGCAGCUUGCUUUGCAAUCAAUUCUGUCAUCUUAGUUAUGGCGCCGUUGAUACUUUGAUUUUGCUUUCGUGGGUAAAGCUUCUGCUUCCUAUAUUCUUAGCAUUCUGCAAAUUUUGGGUGGCCAAGUUUUUUUUUUUAAAUUUUGUUACUAUAUAAUUUUUGGUGACAGAAGGGAAAAAAGGAAAAGGGAGAGGGUUUACGUUAGUGUGUAUAAUGUUAUUAGCUAUUCAUUGUCUUUUCAGGUUGAAUAUAGCAAAAUUUUGGUAUAUUAUAAUAGAAAGGACUGAUGUUGGUCCAUUCCUUUGGCC